UCUGGAAGGCUCAGACGCCGCGCGGGGCGGGGAUUGGUCCGCGUUUCCCGGUCCGGUUCUCCGAGUUCGCGGCGGUUCCCGGGACACCUGCUCGCUCGGCGCCUCCCGCCGCGUUCCCUCCGGCUUCGCAGCGCUCAGGGCGGAGAGGAAACCUCGGCCACCGUGUCCGCAGCUCCCGGCGGGAUCCCGCGGAGCCGUCGCCGCGCGACAUGAGCGCGGACUCGGCGGCCGGGGCACCUGUGCCCCGGCUCUGUUGCCUUGAGAAGGGCCCGAACGGCUACGGCUUCCACCUGCACGGGGAGAAGGGCAAGGUGGGCCAGUUCAUCCGGCUGGUGGAGCCGGGCUCGCCGGCGGAGAAGGCGGGGCUGCUGGCCGGGGACCGGCUGGUGGAGGUGAACGGCGAGAACGUGGAGAAGGAGACGCACCAGCAGGUGGUGAGCCGCAUCCGCGCCGCGCUCAGCGCCGUGCGCCUGCUGGUGGUCGACCCCGAGGCGGACGAGCAGCUCAGGAAGCUCGGCGUCGCGAUCGGGGAGCAGCUGCUGCGCGGCCCGGAGGGGCCGGGGGGGUCGGCCGAGCCGCCGGCCGCCGCCGAGACGCAGGAGGCCGGCGACCAGCGCGAGGCGCACGAAGCCGAGAAGAGCCACCCGGAGCGGCGUGAGCUUCGGCCUCGGCUCUGCACCAUGAAGAAAGGUGCCAACGGCUACGGCUUCAACCUGCACAGUGACAAAUCCAAGCCAGGCCAGUUCAUCCGGGCAGUGGACCCAGACUCACCAGCUGAGGCAUCUGGGCUCCGGGCCCAGGACCGCAUUGUGGAGGUGAAUGGAGUUUGCAUGGAGGGCAAACAGCACGGGGACGUGGUGUCUGCCAUCAAGGCUGGAGGCGACCAGGCCAAGCUGCUGGUGGUAGACAAGGAAACGGACGAGUUUUUCAAGAAGUGCAAAGUGAUCCCGUCUCAGGAGCAUCUGAAUGGCCCUUUGCCUGAACCCUUCACUAAUGGUGAGAUACAGAAGGCAAACAGUAGUGAAGCCCUGGCAGAGGCCGUCUCGGAGAGCCCCAGGCCAGCCCUGGCGAGAUCCACCUCCAGCGAUACCAGUGAGGAGCUCAAUUCCCAAGACAGCCCUAAGAAACAGGACGCCACAGAGCCCUCCUCUACCUCCUCCUCUGACCUCAUCCUGGACUUCAACAUCUCCCUGGCUGUGGCCAAAGAGAGGGCCCACCAGAAGCGCAGCAGCAAGCGGGCCCCACAGAUGGACUGGAGCAAGAAAAAUGAACUCUUCAGCAACCUCUGAGUGCCCAGCUGACCAGAGCUAAGCCAGCGCCCGCCCACCCUAGCUCCCUUUCCCUCCUCCCCAGUGCCCACCAAAUCAACGUUCCAAUCAAUACCAGCAUCUCCCUUCUUGAUGAAUCUGAUUGCUCUAGAAACUUUGUUCUUCCCAUAUCAUACCUUGAGGAAGGUGAAUGUUUUUCCUGUCCUGUCCCAAUCAAAAAGCAGACUCUGUCCCCAGCUUCUCCCUGAGGGCUUUAUCCUUGCCACCCCAUCUGGGACAUCUCUGGGAUCUACAGCAAGCAAGAUCUUGGUGGGGUCAGACAGGAGGCCCACGUCAUGAUUGGGUCUGGAAGCCGAUGGCAGCAGUCACCACGGACAGUGGACCAGGCCCCAGUACCCUGAGAGCUGUGGCCUGGGCUUUUUUUUUUUAAGUGUAGUAUCAUGUUGGGGGGAGGGGGUGUCACUUGAGUCUCAUUAUUUUCCUGGCUGCUUCACCUAGGGUGUGGUAGCAGCCUCAGCCUUAAAUUUGUGUUUCUACUUCCAUCUUUUAAGACGUAGGUGGCACGGGCAGGCCUGGAUGCCCCUGCCUAUCCUUGAACCAGGCACCACCACUGUAAGGAAACAUCUUCAGAAAUUCAGCUGCUCCAAACUGCA
Messenger RNA from Dipodomys ordii (Ord's kangaroo rat), 1921 nucleotides. It is a transcript of the gene Nherf1, whose product is annotated as solute carrier family 9, subfamily A (NHE3, cation proton antiporter 3), member 3 regulator 1. Gene Ontology annotation, molecular function: signaling receptor binding; protein-membrane adaptor activity. The transcript has 6 exons. The coding region runs from base 210 to 1289 and encodes 359 amino acids. Gene Ontology annotation, cellular component: apical plasma membrane. Lineage: Eukaryota; Metazoa; Chordata; Mammalia; Rodentia; Heteromyidae. Gene Ontology annotation, biological process: protein localization to plasma membrane. The record is from RefSeq and is a predicted model, not a curated record.